AUGGAGCUCCGGCGUAUCAGUCAUUAUUCGACUCGCUUAAACUGGAGCACAGCACUCAACCUUGCAAACGAAGCUACUCAGCAUGUGAGGAAGCUGCAUGAGCUGGGAUAUGCACACGGCGAUAUAAAAUUAAGGGCGACGCUGGACUUGCAUCCACCAUUGAAUGCCAUUGAUUCUUGAAUUUUUUUCCAAUAGAGUAGCUACCUACUAGAAAUUUCGAUGGCGUAUGUCACGCAAUAUUCAUGCAAUGCCGCAUUGGUUUCGUUCCUAAAAUAGGUCGUCCUAUCUAAGAAAACCGGAGAACUUCGGGGUGAAUGGAAGCAAAAGAAUAGCGGGCAGCGAUGGC
This is a messenger RNA of Amoebophrya sp. A25, 346 nucleotides long. The record is from the annotation of a GenBank genome assembly. Lineage: Eukaryota; Dinophyceae; Syndiniales; Amoebophryaceae.